Myripristis murdjan (pinecone soldierfish) is the source of this 2036-nucleotide messenger RNA. It is a transcript of the gene setb, whose product is annotated as SET nuclear proto-oncogene b. Gene Ontology annotation, biological process: nucleosome assembly. The record is from RefSeq and is a predicted model, not a curated record. NCBI's taxonomy places the organism in Eukaryota, Metazoa, Chordata, Actinopteri, Holocentriformes, Holocentridae. The transcript has 8 exons. The coding region runs from base 182 to 1015 and encodes 277 amino acids. Gene Ontology annotation, cellular component: nucleus.
GCUUUAGAAAUCGGCUCAGCGACAGCCAGAGAAGCAAGCGUGCAGAGCUGCGCUUGUUUCUUGUCGUGCGGUGCAAGAAACGCACUUUUGCAAGGUGGAAGUAACUUUUAUCCUCUCAGGGAAGAGUUAUAAACGACCCGGUUUCCAAAUCUGGUUGAAAGACUGACGGCAGACGAUAAUCAUGUCGGCCUCAGCGGCGAAAAUCAGCAGGAAGGAGAACUCAAAUCACGACGGAGCGGACGAGACCUCUGAAAAAGAGCAACAGGAGGCUAUUGAACAUAUUGAUGAAGUACAGAAUGAAAUUGACAGAUUGAACGAACAGGCCAGUGAAGAAAUCUUGAAGGUAGAGCAGAAGUACAUCAAAUUACGCCAGCCCUUCUUUCAGAAGCGAUCAGAACUCAUAGCCAAAAUUCCCAACUUUUGGGUCACAACAUUUGUCAACCAUCCACAAGUUUCAGCUCUACUGGGAGAGGAGGAUGAGGAAGCUCUUCAUUACUUGUCCAGGGUGGAGGUCACUGAGUUCGAGGAUAUCAAGUCUGGUUAUAGAAUAGAUUUUUAUUUUGAUGAGAAUCCGUACUUUGAGAACAAGGUUCUCUCCAAAGAGUUUCACUUGAAUGAGAGCGGGGAUCCUGCUUCGAAAUCAACUGAAAUUAAGUGGAAAGCUGGAAAGGACCUGACGAAACGCGCAGGUCAGAUGUCAAACAAAGCCGGGAAGAAGAGGCCGCAUGACGAGCCGGACAGCUUCUUCACCUGGUUCACCGAUCAUUCGGAUGCAGGGGCCGACGAGUUGGGAGAAGUCAUCAAGGAUGACAUCUGGCCAAACCCGCUGCAGUACUACCUGGUCCCCGACAUGGAAGACGAGGAGGGCGAGGGUGACGGUGACGGUGUUGGUGACGACGACGAUGACGAAGAGGAGGGCUUGGAAGAUAUCGACGAGGGGGAUGAAGAGGAAGGGGAAGAUGAAGAUGAGGAUGGCGAUGGAGAAGAUGGAGAGGAUGAUGGUGAGGAUGAUUAAACCUCAAAACGAUGUUUCAGCAGACACCUUUUCCUGGUCCUUUCUCCAUUAUCAUCCUACAACCCAUGGGAGCAAGAAUUUAUUAUUAUUUUUUGUAAUUAUUAUUGUUAUUUUAUUUUAUUUUUUUCUCUUAUCCCCCCCCUCCCUCGGUGCCGUAUGCCUGUCCGUCCUCUGUUCCCCUGCAGCCACAGCCUGUCCAUAACGCAACGUCUCAAGAUAGUUCAGUAGUCCACAACGGGUCUGCAGCGGGUGGGAGGGUGAUCAGUGGCUAUCUGGAAGACUCGCCUAUCAUUCUUAUAUUACAUCUCCCAAAGACAUGCAAAAGAAUAAAAAAAAAACAAAAAAAAAAACUUGUAGCAUUCUGCACGUCAUCCUAUGUAGGUUUAAAUUAAAUAGCAAUUUCUAUGUAAGAUAUGAAAAUACAGUUUCUGUUGUGCGUUCAAUAAAAAUAAGCCAUGGUGCAGUGAUAACUUAAUCAUAGCAUCCUUAGCCACUUUUUAUAUAUAAAUGUAUAUUAAAAUAUAUCUCCAGUGGUGGGGGAGGGGGGGUACUAAGACUCACUAGACUUUGAGUUUUCCUUUGUGACUCAUUGUACUAAUGGAACUGAUUGAAAGCACCAGCUUGUUCCUUUCAACCAUUGUAAACAUUUUUUGGAUCUAUAUCUCGCUAUGACAGUUGUUAUUGUACACCAUCUAAUGGGGUGGCGUGGUGGGGCAUGUGGGUUUUUGACAACUUUGGAUUUAUGUUAAUUGAAUUUUCAUUAUAUUGUGUUUUCUUUCUUUUUGUUUUUCUUUUCCAGACACCCACAAAGUUGUAAAUUUACAUUUUUUUAUAAAACCAAAACAAAAAAACUGUUAUAAUAUUGAGCUUGGCUUAAACAUUUUGAGAUGGGAGAGUAAAAGACAUCUGUAGAAUCUCCCAAGGAGUCUACAGUAUUUCUCCUGUUCCACUGGAAAACAACCUGUUCACAUUAAAUUAAGUGUACCAGUUGCUUUGUUACAAUAAAUAAAUGUAUGCACUA